Molecule: messenger RNA, 1259 nt
Organism: Engraulis encrasicolus (European anchovy)
Lineage: Eukaryota; Metazoa; Chordata; Actinopteri; Clupeiformes; Engraulidae
Exons: 2
Coding region: 141-1259 (372 amino acids)
Source: RefSeq, a predicted model, not a curated record
UUGAAGAGGUUACCGUGCUUUAUCUGCUUUGGCAGCAUUAUAAAAAGAACAAAAAAACUCGGCGCACUAGAAGAUGGGGCGUGCGACCACUUAAUUUAACUCGACUGGAGGAUGGGGAAUUUGUGUCCCUGGUGUUGCCAAUGCGUGAGAAGGAUCCAGAAAAGCACUUCGGAUACUUCCGAAUGUCAGUAGCGACCUUCGAUUGUCUACUCGCCCGGGUCAUGCCCUUCAUACAGCACGGGGAAAGUCACAGGUCACCGGUGGGCCCGAUGGAGCGUCUGGCAGUGACCUUGCGGCACUUGGCACACGGCAUCUCGCAGAAUGCUCUGGCAGGCAGCUACAAACUGGGCACAGCGACGGUCUGUCAAAUAGUCAAGGAGGUGUGUCUUGCUUUGUGGGCAGUGUUGCAAGAGGAGGUGAAGUUCCCCACCAAUUGGGAACCAAUCCGCGAUGGCUUUUGGGAGCGGUGGAACUACCCGAACUGCGUCGGAGCCAUCGACGGAAAACAUGUUCGAAUCAAAGCGCCAGCCAAGAGUGGGAGUAGUUUCUUCAACUACCGGGGCUAUUUCAGCUUUGUGCUUAUGGCGGCUUGUGACGCGAAGUACAGGUUCACCUAUGUACAUGUUGGGGCCCACGGUAAGGAGAGCGAUGGUGGCGUCCUCUCCAGGAGCAAGUUUGGCAAAAAGUUGAUCGACGGUUCCCUCCCACUGCUGCCGUGCGCUCCUCUGCCAGGGACAGAUGUGUUGACCCCUCCUGUUUUCGUCGCGGAUGAGGCUUUCCCGCAAAAGAUCAACCUGAUGCGCCCAUAUCCAGGAUCUCAACAGCUGUCUCAUGACCAAAAGGUCUAUAACUACAGGCACAGCAGAGCCAGGCGGGUGAUUGAGAACUCUUUCGGCAUUCUUGCUGCCCGGUGGAGAGUGAUGGCCCAUGCCAUUGAGUCCUCUGUGGAGACAGCAGAGGUAGUGACCAAGGCCUGCAUCGCUCUUCAUAACUUCCUGGCCAAAGGAGAUGAGGGCCUGCCAGAGGAAAGGCAGUACAUCCCCCCUGGAAUGGCUGACAGGGGUGGGGUGCCUGGAGAGUGGAGGGUGAUUGUUCAGCAAGACACCAACCUCACACCGGCCCGUCGCAUCACAUCAGCGAGGUCCACCCAGGAUGGGUUGGCUGUGAGGGAAAUAUUCAAAGAGUAUUUCCAGACAGACCAGGGAAGGCUGGAGUGGCAGGACCAGCAUGUGCGUCGCGGCACACUUCUUAAUAUUUGA